Ceratina calcarata is the source of this 652-nucleotide messenger RNA. RefSeq lists its product as uncharacterized. Lineage: Eukaryota; Metazoa; Arthropoda; Insecta; Hymenoptera; Apidae. The coding region runs from base 97 to 582 and encodes 161 amino acids. The record is from RefSeq and is a predicted model, not a curated record. The transcript has 4 exons.
UGCUCUCCAUGAAGAAUAUAUAAAACGCGGGUAGGGCUUGAAAUUCAGGUUAGUGCAAGAUAGUUUCCGAGCCUGUCGCGAAGCUGUGGUCACGCCAUGCAGGUCUACGUUACGCUGCUUGCCUUUGCUGUGAUCCUGGUCGCGUCCAUAGAAUCGAAACCGAUCUGGUCGAACCUGUACUUAGGCGCUUAUCCUUCCGAGGCCAUUAGUAUACAGCCACAACUACUUCAACACUCUCCAUACUACAUUUACAAUGUACACGCAAACGUGAACGCUGUUCCCGCUGCUGUGAUCGCGAACGGAAAACCUUCGAUCCCUCAUCUGCCUACUUAUGGUUUCUACUAUGGCAAUCCGAUAUAUGACUUUCGGUUCCCGUUGAGUCCGGUAUAUCCGAUCCUAAAGCCCGGUCAACCAGGAGAACUGCCGAGACCGUCGACAGAACCGACGACCACAACGAGACCAGUCGAGAAUAGCGAGGGUGGUAUUGAAAAAUUAGACACAAAGGUUGAACCGGACAAAGAGACAAGUAGACCAAACGAGAGCGAAGAGAACGAUGACAGCGUUAUCAUUGAAUCGAUAUAAACCGACCGCAUUGUCUCAUGCUCAUACGAAUUGAUUUUGUCUGAAUAAAAUUAUCCUUCCCAUUUUUUGA